Molecule: messenger RNA, 4404 nt
Organism: Chelmon rostratus (copperband butterflyfish)
Lineage: Eukaryota; Metazoa; Chordata; Actinopteri; Chaetodontiformes; Chaetodontidae
Gene: ldlrb
Product: low density lipoprotein receptor b
Exons: 18
Coding region: 167-2794 (875 amino acids)
Molecular function (GO): calcium ion binding; protein binding
Source: RefSeq, a predicted model, not a curated record
AUUAUUUUGCUGGCACUCGCCUUUUACGUACAGCCGCAGUGUGACUCUGCUGUCUGCGACCUCGGUCUGAUCCACAGGCUUUUACGCACGGAUAUCGCAGUGAGCUCCCUCCAUACUUGUGCUCAUCGCUGACUUUUCUAUAGCUGCCCAAACAGGAGGACAGGACAUGUUUUGUGUGUGGAGGGGACUCGCCGGACUGUCCACAUGUUGCUGUCUGCUGAUGCUGAUUCAUCUUUGGCCUCAAGCAGAUGCGGCCUUCACAUGCAGCUCCACUCAGUUUCAGUGCGGAAAUGGGCGAUGCAUCACCCGCAAGUGGGUCUGUGAUGGGACAGACGACUGUGGCGAUGGAACUGAUGAGCUGCCUGCAAGCUGCGCGGCAAAAACCUGCCUGCAGUCAGAGUACAGCUGCGGCACUCCCAUGAACCAGUGCAUACCAGGAAGCUGGCACUGUGACGGCAAAGCUGACUGCACCAACGGCGCCGACGAGAAAAACUGCACGGCCAAACAAUGCAAGCCUGGCGAGUUUAAAUGUGCCAAUGGCCAGUGUAUAUCCAGCACCUACGUUUGCGACCAGGACAACGACUGUUCAGACGGCUCAGAUGAGGUUUCCUGCCCCAAACCCACCUGCAGCUCUCGUUCCUUCCAGUGCAACAACCUGGUGUGUGUGCCGGCCCGGUGGCGCUGCGAUGGAGACAGGGACUGUGCCGACGGGUCCGAUGAGUGGCUGGAGAACUGUGCGGGCCAGAAGCCGGUCAGGACAGCGGCGCGCUGCGGCGUCCACGAGUUCCAGUGUGCAAAUGGGGAGUGUAUCCACGGCAGCUGGAGGUGUGACGGAGGCAUGGACUGCAUGGAUCGAUCCGACGAGGUCAACUGCAGUCGUCCAACUUGUCGUCCAGAUGAGUUCCGCUGUAAUGACGGCACCUGUAUCCAUGGCAGCCGCCAGUGCGACAAAAAGCACGAUUGCAGGGAUCUGAGUGAUGAGAUUGGCUGCCACAUAGAAAAUACAUGUGAAGGCCCGACCAUGUUCAAGUGCAGCAGCGGGGAGUGCAUCAGCAUGGAGAAAGUGUGCAACAAACAGACAGACUGCGUGGAUGGGUCUGAUGAGCCUUCCAAAGAGUGUGACAACAACGAGUGUUUGACUGGAAAUGGCGGCUGCUCCCAUUACUGCAGCGAUCUGAAGGUUGGCUUCAACUGCUCCUGCCCUGCUGGAUACAGCCUGAAGAUGGACAAGAAAACCUGUGAAGACAUCAAUGAAUGUGUUGAACCGGACACUUGCAGUCAGAUCUGCAUCAACCUGCCUGGCAGCUACAAGUGUGAUUGCGAGGAGGGCUAUGAGAUCGACCCUAUGAGCAAGGCAUGCAAGGCUGAAUCAGGAACUGUACCCACCCUCUACUUCACCAAUAGACACGAGGUGAGGAAGAUGACGGUGGACCGCAGCGAGUACAUCAAUGUCAUCCCCCAGCUGAAGAAUGCGGUGGCGCUGGACAUGGACAUGCCUAACAAGACGAUCUUCUGGUCUGACCUGUUUCUGAAGAAAAUCUACAGCUCCAAGAUAGACGUGGCAGGUAACUCCUCUCAACACACUGUAGUGAUUGGCAGUGGGCUUGAAGCCCCUGAGGGCAUUGCGGUGGAUUGGAUCCAUGGCAACAUCUACUGGACUGACAGCAUUUUGAAGACCAUCUCUGUGGCAACGACAGAUGGUAGCAAGAGGAAGACCCUGAUCACAGAAAACCUGGAAAAGCCACGAGCCAUCGUAGUGGACCCCAUAAAUAACUUCAUGUACUGGACAGACUGGGGUGAGCAGGCCAAGAUAGAGAAGAGUGGGUUGAAUGGAGUGGAUCGUGUUGCCUUGGUAACAGAUAACAUCAUGUGGCCCAAUGGCAUCACGCUGGACAUGGUUAACCAUCGCCUGUACUGGGUGGACUCCAAGAUGCACACUCUGUCCAGCGUUGAUGUGAACGGAGGGACACGACACACCGUCAUUUUCAGCGAGGAGGUGCUCACCCACCCCCUCUCCCUGACUGUGUUUGAGGAGAAAGUGUUCUGGACAGACAUGAGCAACAAUGCUGUUUUUAGUGCCAACCGCCUGACAGGGAGAGACAUCACCAAGCUGGCAAUGGACCUGGAACAGCCAGAGGACAUCAUACUGUACCACAACCUCAAGCAGCCGAUCGGUACAAACUGGUGCAGAGAGAGUGUCAGUGUGAAUGGAGGUUGUGACUUUUUGUGCCUCCCUGCCCCCAUGAUCAACCAGAACUCGCCUAAAUUCACCUGUGCCUGCCCCGACAACAUGAUCAUGGCACCUGACAUGAGGAAAUGUGUGACAGCCUCAGUUGCCCCUUCUGCCGAAAACAAAACUGGUACACCUCUCCUGCCCAAAGCUCCCACCAAGCCUAGCACGCCCAGGCAGCCUGUUCCUACCACAACUGCAACCACCACCAGAGCUAUCAAAACACCCACAACUACCUCAGCUAACCAGCCCAUAGAGGGUACACAGCAGCCUGCCGCCACAGCUCAAGGUAACAGAUUGGCUGCCAUGCCUGAAGAAGCCCCCUCAUCCCAGCAUGUCGCUCUCUACAUCGUGUUGCCAUUAAUGGUCAUGGCCCUGCUGGUCUUUGGAGCAGCCCUACUAUGGAGACAAUGGCGCCUGAAGAACACCAACACCAUCCACUUUGACAACCCUGUGUACCAGAAGACCACUGAAGAUGAACUCCACAUCUGUAGGAACAGCUCUGAAGGCUACGUUUAUCCUCAGAGGCAAAUGGUGAGCAUGGAGGACAUGGAUAUUGCAUGACCCAAAGAUGAUGACGACACUAGCUUUAUUUUGUUGUAUUUGAAGUGAUUUGUAUUUUUUCUUUUUUUUUGGAAGGGGCUUUUUUUUUUCUUCUGCUGCUGUUUAACAGCCCCUACCCUCCCCCCGGUGAGCUCAUUUUGUGGCGCAUGUUUCUGACCACAGCACUGUGCCGUCCAAGUCUGACAAAAAAAAAAAGAUCUUUGAAACUAGUGUGACAAAAUAGAGCAUAACUGCAGGAAGCCGUUUAGUCAGACCACAAAAUGGUUUCAAAAUGAAGGACUAAUACACAGUUACAGAAGAUGAUGUUCUUAAUGCCAGAGCCUUUAGUCUUUUGAAGCUGUGUGAAAACUGUCUAUUUAAGCAUCUCGUUAUUUAACGUAAUGCAGAUGCUUAUUUACUUUGCCACCAACGCAUCCAGUCUAUUGAUUGCCUAAAUACACAUAACACAAGUCACAGUUCUGCAAGUUCAGCUUGACAAGCCUGACAUAUACAGUCUUAAGACUCAUUUGUGCCUUGCAUCCACACUCUGGCUAUUUAGUAAAGUUUAUUGGAUGUACACAAAUGCCUUACUGUCCUCGCUACCUUCCAAAGCAGAUUCUGUGGUACUUCAUGCCAUAGUGCUUGAGCCGGGCAGCGAUGACCUUCAUGAUUAUCUAGUGGCCUUCUCUUAUCCUGGACACAGAGUUGCACAUUUGAUGGUUCCCAUAUCAGAGGCAUUUGUCUUUACUGUCAUCCACCAUAGUCUGGAAGUCACAUUUAAAUCAGUACUGUCAUGUGGUUGUUUUUUUUUUCCUUUUGUGAUCCACCUUCAAACAAGGUCAUCUGAGUGUGGAGAGUCACAGGUGGUUUACGUUGUGAAUGGAAAAGCUGCUGAGUUCUCUGGAGUCAAACAAAGUGAAGAAAAAUAUCUUUUUUUAAAUGAAGAAAGUCAAGCAAAAAGUGAUUGUAGGUGGUUGCUUAUCGUAAGAAUGUAUAUAGUUUGUGUAAAUAUUUUGUAAAACACUCUUAAGUUCACUCUGAUGUUGCCUUUUUACAUUUGUAAAUUUUAAUCAAGAAAUAUUGUAAAUAUGUAAGAGAUUCUUUUAUUUAUUUAUGGAAAUAUAUGAGAGAAGGUUUUUGAUCGUUGUCAAGUGGCUGUAUAGACAGUAACACUAUAUGUUAACACCUACCAUGGUGAAUUGUUUUUGUUCCAGCAAAUCCAGUCUAACCAUUACAUGGUACAGCUUUUAUUUAACCUUUGGACACCUCUUCAGCUUUGUGUGUGCGAUGUCCUGUAUGAGGCGCUGCUGCAGGUUGCUGCUUUUUAUUUCCAACAGUGUGCUACAUGUUACAGAGAAAUACUGAAGAAACUCUCCUCCACCAUCAUUUGUGUCUUUUUCAGUGGUAAACCACAUAAUUUAUUUUUCUUCUGUCUUUCUGUUACUGAGACUUUCUGUCCUCUCUGUGAGAUUAAGGCGCGUACUAUAGUGUGCAAAGCUGAUGUUCUUCAUCUUUUCAUUUCUGUAUAAACAAGGACUGAAGCACGACGGCCUGCUUGUUAAUGCACAUUGUUCUGUUCAUUUUUUGGUUGUGUUGGUCUUUUUUAAAUAAAAUAAAAAUUCUUAACCUGU